AUGGCUCCCUCUCUGUGGAUCGGAGUCUCAACCCUAUGGGUCUCUACCCUCCUCUAUGGCAUCUACCUCGUCCUUUUCUGGCGCUGCAUGUCCAUUCUCCUCCGUGGCUCCCGCUCGGGAAGCUCGCAACACAUCCUCCUCAUUAGCGCCAUCAUCAUGUUCACACUCUCCACAACGUCCGUGCUCAUAUUCCUGCUGCAAGGCGCCACAGCCUACGGGUCGGUCCGUUUGCGGCUAGAUGAGCUCCAAAUCGCCGGGGCUGUCGUCUAUGUAACGAACAAUGUCUUUGCUGAUGCACUCCUCAUCUACCGCUGCUAUGUCAUUUGGAACACAGUCUAUGUCACGAUCGUUCCGUUGCUGCUGCUUGCGGCGACAAUGUUUCUGGGCUAUGCAAUCCAGCUGAAACUGUUCUUCAUCCUGUCAUUGACCACCAAUCUCCUCGUCCCUGCCCUCGUUGCGGGCCGUCUAUGGUGGGUAUUGCGCCGGAUACGAGGCAUAGCGAGCGAGCAGACAAGGAAGCAGGGUCGAAAGGCGAUGGUCAUCCUUCUCGAGUCGGGGCUCAUCUACUCCCUCGUUGUGUCCAUCCACAUGAUCUACUUCCAUUAUGACAACCCGAUGGACCAGGUCGUUUAUGCCGCCUUAGCGCAGCUCGUUGGAAUCGUGCCUACGCUAAUCAUUGUAAGAGUUGGCCGGGGCGUCAGCCAAGACUGCAACGACAACACGACCACCAUGGUCGGCUCUUCUGGGACCAUGACGCGCCAGGCGAGCAUGCGCUCCGGCCACUCCGAUGUGGAGAAGAACGACGACGACGCAGACGCCCGCACAAUUGUCGUCCAUGUUACGCACGACAUUGAAACGACAAGAGGGUCCAUGGCCCUGCCAAAGCUAGAGAGAAGUACUUGGGAGGCAGACAGCCCCGUUUAG
Messenger RNA from Mycena indigotica, 924 nucleotides. Its product is annotated as Zn(2)-C6 fungal-type domain-containing protein. Bases 1 to 924 code for a protein of 307 amino acids. The transcript is spliced from 9 exons. NCBI's taxonomy places the organism in Eukaryota, Fungi, Basidiomycota, Agaricomycetes, Agaricales, Mycenaceae. The record is from RefSeq and is a predicted model, not a curated record.